AUGGACUCCAGAGCGCGCACAUUUAACAACGACCCUGAUCUCCGCCUCCUCAUCAUGCAGCCAGGUGUGUUCUCAUGCAUAGUAUGGCCACCAAAUCCGCUCCCCCCUCAUAUCUACAGCGCUGGCUAUGGCAACGAAACGGUAGGUGGAGGCCACAGAUAUCCCAACUGGGUAGGCCGUGACUUGGUCCAUCCAAUUUUCCGAUCAAUGUUGCUGCCCUUCGGUAAUCAUGACUACGUCAGUGAGAGCCGCGACAUGCAUAUUGCGUACCCGCAACUAUACCACGCUCUACAGCUUGCCACGAGAUUUAUCUCGAAUCGAGACUCGUUGGUCCUAUUCCAUCGUUUGCUCUUUGAGCAGCCUGAGAAGUUGACACGAGAGUCUGCAUUUUAUGGCGCGGAUAUUUUCCACUUCCCAAAACAGAAGGACAGCAGAGACGGCAGUGGGAGCUCUGGGCUGACCGAGCAGCAGCGACAUCUCAUUUGGCAGCUCAAAGCACGAUUCAAGCACCUGGCACAUAGCAAGCGCGUGCCCACCCAAGAUGUCAACCGAGUAUAUCAAACACGCUUGCAUAAACUACACACAGAUUCUUACCAGCACUCCAGCAUAGCUCUCCAUAUGCGCCAAACAGGCCAAAGCACCCUCCCAUAUCCCCUGCCCUACCUUCAGCCGCUAGCUCCCACGCCUGCCAGCCUCUCCGCCGUAGGCGAGAGCGCCCAUGGUUCCGUCAUGACCAGUAAGGACCACAGUCUGAUUCACACACGGAACAUAUCGCUGAAUGAGCGGUUUGGUGUGUUUACUAACGACACCAGCAAGCCUCUUCCUCAUCUGCGCGGUACCAACGUAGCCAUAACACUCAACCCACUCUUCCUCCGCUACCUUCACCAGGACACCUACCCUAAGAUCGGCUACCAUGCCAAAGUCUACGUCUUGUUCUUCCUUGCGGUCACGUUGGUACAUGAGCUCGCGCACGCGGUGUGGAUGUGUCGGACUGCUCCUGCCACGGAGGAUGAGAAGGACAUCGAUGACAACAACCGCACACAGAAGAACAAGAAGAAACGCGAACACGAACCCUUCAUCAAUACUGACCGUAAGUCCGAGCUCGGUAAAGCCUGGGAGACGUCCGUCUUCGGCGGCUUCGGUUUUAUUGAACCCUUGGCCAGCUCGGGGGCGCAAGUGAAGCGGCGACGAGUUGGGGCGAUCUGUUCAUGA
Molecule: messenger RNA, 1212 nt
Organism: Cyphellophora attinorum
Lineage: Eukaryota; Fungi; Ascomycota; Eurotiomycetes; Chaetothyriales; Cyphellophoraceae
Exons: 2
Coding region: 1-1212 (403 amino acids)
Source: RefSeq, a predicted model, not a curated record